UUCACUUCCGGCAGGGUGUAGCCAUUUUGUUUCAACUGUCAUCAACGGUUGCCAGAUAGAAAAGGGGAGAUGACGAUAUUCAAACGAAUAUCUCAGUUGGAAAUUAAAAGAGAGAGCAUCAAAUGUGUUUAAGGAAAACGAUUAUAUAUCGUUUAGUCUUAGAUUAGGAAGAAAUAUUUAAUAUAGCAAUGAAAAAGAGGGAUUCAGAAGGAGUGCAUGCAGUGUCAGCCAUGUCUGUUUCGUCUGGAAAUUCCCGUGGCUCGGAACGGCGAAGGUUGAGCCGGUUCUCCCUCAGGCGACUAUUUUAUCCUGGAGUAAGGACGGGAAAAUCCAAGUCUCGGAUUAGUUUGGACUCAGACUCCGGGAAAUCUGAGAUGAGCCUGAGUCCAGCAUCCUCCGAGCGAGACCCUGCCCACUCGGUUCAUUUGAUGAGUAAAUCAGUUCAGACUGUUCCUGAGACUGAGCAUCUGCCGGUCAUUUCAGCCUCUGGAAUGAGGGAAUGUCCACUGUGUUUGAUUGAGAGACCAGUAGAGGAUUUCCCAGAAAUCAUGACGUGUCACCAUCGCUCCUGUAGCACCUGUCUGCAGACAUAUCUAAAAAUAGAAAUCACAGAGAGUCGGAUAAACAUUUCCUGUCCGGAGUGUACGGAGAAGUACCACCCUAACGACAUUCGGAACAUUCUACAGAACCAGAGUCUGAUGGACAAGUACGAGGAUUUCAUGGUUCGGCGAGUCCUCGUUUCAGAUCCAGAUGUGCGCUGGUGCCCAGCCCCUGACUGUGGCUAUGCAGUGAUAGCUGCAGGCUGUGCGGGGUGUCCCAAGAUUCACUGUGGGCGCCCGGGCUGCGACACCUACUUCUGUUAUCACUGUAAGCAGUACUGGCACCCCAACAAGACGUGUGAUGCGGCCCGGGCCGAGCGGUCACCCAACAUACGCUCAGCCUCCAUCAGCUAUGGUCCUGACUCAGACAUCCAGAACAAAGAUGAUAUCAAACCGUGUCCUCGAUGUGGUGCCUUCAUCAUGAAGAUGAACGAUGGAUCCUGUAACCACAUGGCUUGUCCAGUGUGUGGCGCGGAGUUUUGUUGGCUCUGUAUGAAGGAGAUAUCAGACUUACACUAUCUCAGUCCCUCUGGCUGUACUUUCUGGGGAAAGAAGCCUUGGAGUAGGAAGAAAAAGAUCCUGUGGCAGCUGGGGACACUUGUCGGGGCGCCUGUUGGAAUCACGCUGAUCGCUGGAAUCGCCGUCCCCGCAAUGAUCAUUGGCAUUCCAGUGUGGGUCGGGAGAAAGAUAUACUCUAAGUAUGAGCUUGUGUACACAUCCAAACACAAACGAAAUCUGGCCAUUACAGGGGGCGUGGCUGCCUCUAUCAUCGUGGCUCCGGUGGUUGCUGGCCUGACAGUCGCAAUUGGAGUUCCUAUCUUAUUGGCCUAUGUGUAUGGAGUGGUUCCCAUCUCCCUGUGUAGAAGUGGAGGAUGUGGGGUCACAACCUCUGGAAAGGGUGGGGUCAGGUUUGAGUUUGAUGAGGAUAAUGAAACAGCAGGGACCAUUGGUCAACAUUUAGAUAAUCAAAGUGUGGGCACUGGGCACAAUGUGGCCAAUCCGAGCAUCGGGCCGAGCAUUGGGGACGCCUCCCUGGGGAUGACCAGCAGUCGUAGUGCGAGCGGUAGCCACCUGGAAAGAAUCGGGAUCAUCCGUGACGAGGGCGACACAGCCAGUACCAGGGCUAUUGGUGGGAUGAGUCUGAACGGCAGUAUAUGUGAAGGGGCCUCACUGAUCAGUGCUUUCCAAUCAAAACUUGAGGUGCAAGCCGACGUGUCAUCCAAUCUUCAGAAGAGAAACAGUUUCAGCAGUGGCUCUGCUAACUUCAGCAUAGGAGAGAAGUCGGGCACUGUAUCUAUUGGAGACAAUGCCAGCACAAAGGCUCUGGCCGGGUCUAUAGCCGGAUACAGGGACAAAGAUAACAGCUCAAUAGGGACAUCUCCAUAUGAAGUUCAAGUGGAUGUGGAUUCUACCCCAAGUCCCGAGGACGAGGUUGAGAGACCCCUCCCUGAGAGGCCCCGCAAUCACUCGGGUCAGAGUUCACCCGUGUCGGGCUGCAGUGUACGCCUAUCUUCCAUGGAUGAUCACAAGCACAAGUGCCGUCGCUGUAAGCGAUCAGUGGCCAGUGAUCGCUGCUCGGAGCAACAAAGUGUGCACUUUUCCGACCGCGUCAGCCUGCAAAACUUUCAAACUGAUGAAAUUGUUUCCCAAAGCUUGAAUGAGAAUUCAGAAGAGAUGGACCUGAAUGAAGAGUCUGUGUUUGAACCAGUAAAUAAUCCUAUAUUUAAGGAGGUUAUUUGUGGCAAGACGCCAGAGACUUUUAACGACCAUUCUUCAGCCUUUGAGAAGGCCCUCGCGGCAUCAUUACCUGAGGUGGAGAGUGACAAGCCGGUGUUGAAAGAGACGGAAACAGCCCGUAAAGCUGUGUCCACCACCGCCCUCAUCACACAACAGGACUUCAAGGGGGUGGGGAACCACCGCAACCUGAGCAAAAGUAAGAGUCAUGAAGACUGUGCCAUAGCCAAGCAGAAACAAAAGAAAGGCAGGAUCAGGCAUCAUAGCUGUGAGAUUGCUAUGAACUCGGGGCGGAUUUCUCCCUCAGUACUAGCCAAUCACAAUAAUCGGUCAGCGCUUUAGCCAAUGGUAACCACCGGUCAGCUCUGUGAGAGCUCCGUGUCACCUCAUCAGUACUAACUAGUGCUGGGUCCUGGAUAACAGGUCUAUUCCCUGUAGGACUAACAGUGCCCCUGGUUGUUUGUCGAUUACAGAUUUAAAGCAUUACAGUUACUCGCAAUCUUAGUUCUUAUGUUGUUCGUUUCAGUAACUUUUCUGUUUAAUUAUCGAAAAGUUGAGCCCUGUUGAACAUUCAAUGCAGAAAUGAUACAUGUAUUUAGAAGUCUCAGGGAAAUAUCAGAAAAAAUGUAAAAGUUGUAAAGAUUUUAGGGGAAAAGAGUUUUGGAAUGUUUUUAUUUUUUCAAAAAUGAAUUAAUUUGACCAUUUUUUGGGGCAGUGUUUCUAAAAUAAGAAGAAAUAAUGUAAUCAAUUUAUUUGGUCGGAUGAUCAUUCUGUUUUGGAUGUUUUGAGGGCGUUCCAUUGGUGCUCAUAGGGUUUAUUUUUUCUUUUGUUUGUUUUUUUUUAUACAGAAUGUUUUCCUCAGUUGCUCAUUGUCAUAUAUCAAGAACAGUGAGGCUAAGUCCUUGUGAUAUCUUAUAUUGAAUGUUUGAUAUUGAGAGUUGUUUAAAAAUCUAUUUUGUACAAAUUUGUUUUGUUUACAUGUUUAGAUGAAUGUUGUUGGGUUUUUUCAGUAUUGUGGUAUUUUGAUCUUUUUUAACAUUUUGUUGACCUCUCUAUUGCUUUUCAUGUUCUGUCACAUGCAUGUUAUAAACAAAAAUUGAAUGGCAGAAAAAAAAAUUAUCAAAAAAUGACAAGCUCUUUAAAUGUGAGAGUUGUAGCCAAACCCUCAUUUACAUGUAACUGUUUCUGAUGUUGUCAUGCGCUGUAGAAAAGUUAACAAUAGUGUCGAAAUGCUUGAGUUUAAUUUUUGUGUAUUAGACAGUUAAGUCAGUGCCUUUCUGUAUUUAUCAGCAUUGGUAACCCUUCACAAGGGGCCAUGUGUAGGGCCUCUGGUAGCCUACCAUUUUAACUCGUUAUUCCUGCUCUCAUAUCACUAACAGUACCCAUAAUGAUACUUUCUACAGAAGGAGGACACAUUUCAGAAAUACACCGUAAAAUUGCAAUUUGAUGCUAGAUAAGAUACUGUAGGGUAUUAAUUCAGAAAGCCUGUGAGUGCACAAUCUCCAAAUACAGGCUGUGUGUUUGCCUUCUUAUCAAUAACUUCUCAUUACCAUUAUUACCCAAGGAGGAAAUAUUCAAUGCACACUCAGUGUAAAACUUUCACAAAUGGCCGGUGAACCUUAAAAUGGGAACAAACUGGGUUCUAAUUUUUGUGUAACCCAGUUUGAGAUUAUUCUCAUUGAAUGAAUGGAAAUAUAAGCUCCGUCUUCUUUUCUUUGAAACCAAAACUUAUGGUGCUCUUACAAUCUAUACAAAUCCAAUAAGAGGAAAGGUCAAUAGAUAGAACAUUCAAAUUUAUGUGAAACAAAAUGGCAGAAUAUGUGUCAAUUCAACAAGCCAUGGACCAAAGAUGACAAAUUUAUUGUAAAUUGGUGUUUUGUCGAGUUGGACAGAACAGAGGUUAUCUCUAGGGGGUCAAGUGCCAAGGUCACCUUGUUUCAUGCCCUGAUGCUGUAAUGGUCAAUCCUAGCUCCCAAAUGACAGUAAAUCUAAAUCUCGUUUACUGUCACCACCCAGAUGGGCUAUAGUUACAAGAGUCCAGGUCCUCAGUAAUGUAAACCUCUUUCUCUGAUCACCAUUCUGAUGGUCUCUAGUUUCAAGUGUACAUACGUUGUAUUAUGUAUUUAUUUCGAACAUCUUUAGUUGUAACAGUUUUCUCAGUGAAAAUGUGCAAUAUAUUUAAUGACUAAGUCAUUCGUGUUACAAGAAUAGGCCUUCUAGCUUCACAUUCCAACGGUAAGACCAAUGAAUGAACAAGCAGAAUGCAGGCAUAACAGGAUCUGACGUCAUCCUGACACACUGUAGACACCGCAGUUAUCUCCCCUGGCUAUUUAUCAGUGCUAUAAAUAAUUUUUGUUUUUAUGAUAAUGAUACUUGUGUCAGUAAUGAACUAUUGUAAUGAUUCACAACUAAACAUUAAACGGGGUUUACAGUGUGUUAAGAUUAGAAUGAAUAAAUUAUAGAUAAAGUAAAUGAAACAGAAUGUAUUAUGAUGUAUAAUGAAAAGUUCUUUUUUAUGUGAUGAAUGAAUGAAUUUUGGAGAAAAUUAAAAUAUGACGCACAUUAA
This is a messenger RNA of Magallana angulata, 4899 nucleotides long. Its product is annotated as E3 ubiquitin-protein ligase RNF19B-like. Gene Ontology annotation, molecular function: zinc ion binding; ubiquitin conjugating enzyme binding; ubiquitin protein ligase activity. NCBI's taxonomy places the organism in Eukaryota, Metazoa, Mollusca, Bivalvia, Ostreida, Ostreidae. Bases 189 to 2675 code for a protein of 828 amino acids. The record is from RefSeq and is a predicted model, not a curated record. Gene Ontology annotation, cellular component: ubiquitin ligase complex; cytoplasm. Gene Ontology annotation, biological process: protein polyubiquitination; positive regulation of proteasomal ubiquitin-dependent protein catabolic process; ubiquitin-dependent protein catabolic process. The transcript has 10 exons.